Molecule: messenger RNA, 1185 nt
Organism: Chlamydomonas reinhardtii
Lineage: Eukaryota; Viridiplantae; Chlorophyta; Chlorophyceae; Chlamydomonadales; Chlamydomonadaceae
Exons: 3
Coding region: 261-1106 (281 amino acids)
Source: RefSeq, a predicted model, not a curated record
GGAAAUCCCGUUGCUCGGGGCAAAUGCUGAGAGUCAGAUUCCGCCAAAACGUAACUUUACUGGGAACGGGGCGAUAGAGCUUGGAACAGAACUUAGCCGUGCUAGUAGGGGCUCAAGCUCCACAAUUGACGCGACGAGUGCGACAGGUUAGCACUUCGACUUGUGCUUCUCGCGCGAACUGUGGCACGAUACCAGUCAGCUCAGUCAGAAAUAUGCGAGGGCGCCGUCUGCAAGGUCUUGCUGCGUGAGGGCACGCACACAUGCCCGUGUGUGAGCGCACUGUUCGCGCAGGCCCGCCACGAGGUCUCUUGCCGCCCUUGCCGCCGGCACUGCUGCUGCCGCCGCCGCAGCAGCUGCCCCAGCCGCGGCUGCCCAUGCUGCAACUGCUUGGCGACUUGGCAGCGGUGGCAGACCCAGGCGGCAAUGGGACCAGUGGCGGCGCUGCGGCAGUGGUGCGCGCGUUCAGCCUCACCAAGCGGUACCUGGAUGACCUGCUGGCCCUCAACAACCGCUUUAUCAGCCGCCUCCUCAGCGUGGACCAGCGCUACGCCGGCAUGCAUGGGCUGUACCCAACGUCUCUGCAGGUGGAACCGCAGUCGCACCCCCACCUGCAAACGCAGAUACCCGCCGGCACCACCGCGAUGCCCUUCCUGGACAUUUUGCUCAUUUUACGCACCACGCCUAGUGGCGACGCCCGGAUCACCACACGCUUGUACGACAAACGGGUGCAGCCCGUGUUUGAUGGAGUGCGCCUGUCUCGGUUUAUUGGGGCUGAUAGCAACGUCAAUGAGGCCAGCAAACGCAAUAUCUUCACCGGCCAGUUCCACCGGCUGCGGCGUGUCGUCAUGGAAGUGGAGAAUUUUGUGUUCGAAUCCGCCAACCUCAUUGCCGCCCUGACGCAGAUGGGCUACUCGCGGGCCCGCCUGAUACGGGACUGCGCGCGGGUACUGGAGGCCACACCACAGGCCUACUAUAUCCAACGACGGCAGCGCCAACACCCUGAGUACGCGGACCUCGUGGGCUUGAUCCGCCAGUACCUGGCACGGCGCCGCCACUUCGACAGCACAGCCGUCCCACUCGAGUUAACGCAGACGCAUCACUGGUGACACUUGCAGCUUUUCCUUACGCGUUCACUGUAUAUAUUGGUUUUCUGGUUUUUUUUUGGGUUUUUUGGUCUAUUGCCGC